CAUCACUUUACCGAGAACCAUCGAUCCGUCCAAGCGCGCCCGUUUCGCGAGGCAGAGCUAGCGCGUCGUCGUGCCGUGUCGUGGCUGUUAGCGUGCAGUGAUCCACACGAAAUCAUCCCGUGAAAAAAGUGAAAUCGAAUCCGAAGAUAAUUCCCAUACGUGCGUGUUUUUUUUUCUAUUGCUAUCCACGUGUGUGUGCGAUUGUAAAACAAAACAAUCGAACACACAUACAACGAAAGCGAACAAACGCGACGACACGGUACGCGGUGGUGGGCUGUGAAUGCAUCGCAGCAGCACUGUAGUGAAGUGAAGUGAGAAGAAGAGAGGAAGAAGCACGAAUCCACCUUUCGGCGGUUGUGUAUUGGAGGGAGACGAGGGUGACACGACGGACCCUUGAGGCGCAGCAUAAACGGAGGUGCGUCAUCAUCAUCACAGCUCUCGAUCCCGUCCAAACAGGCAAAAUGUUGAAGAACAAAGCAAGCGAGGAAAAGAUUGACACGCUGCUGUCCAAAAGCCAAAUACCGAUCAUCGAUCUCGCACACUGUGGAACGGAGGAAUGUCCCAUUCGAUCGGUAGUGAACCGUGUCGGCCAUCAGCUGCACAAGGCACUAGCCGAGAAAGGCAUCGCGCUGCUGGUGAACCAUGGGAUCUCGGAAGAAAAGAUGAAGCUCGCGUACGGUCACCUGGACGAUUUCUGCAAGCUCUCGGAUGGCACGAAGGAGACGUACCUGCGCCAGGGUGAAACGAACCACGGUUACAUCAAGCCGGGCCAGGAACGAUUCGAUGGCAAAUCGAAGGACCUGCGCCACACCUACAACAUCUGCACGCUGAAACCGGAAGAUGGUGCACUGCCGGAUGAGCCGCUGCCCGGCUUCCGGGAACACAUGUCCGAUUUGGCGACGGAUUUCAAGCGCCUGUCGGCGCUCCUGCUACAAGCACUGGCCGUCGGUAUGGAGCUACCGUACUCGUACUUUGUCGAGAAGCAUCGCCACAUACUGGACGGCGAGGGGGAGAACCAGUCCACAUUCCGCCUGCUCUACUAUCCGCCGCUGAUCGAGGACGAUGGAAAGAAUGAGUUGCUGCGGGGUACGUGCAAGUACAGCCAGCAGCGCUGUACCAAGGACGAGAUCGACCUAUCGCUCCCCGAGGACUAUCGUGCCCGGGUACGUGAGGAACAGGAAGCACUCGAGCAGCAGGAGCAGCAGGUGACACGUUGUGGGGCGCACGCCGAUUACGGAACCUUUACGCUGCUCGCCCAAGACUCGGAGGGGGGACUGGAGGUGAAGCUGCCUGGGACGGAUCGGUGGAAACGUGUUGGUCAUCUGCCCGGUGCGAUCCUCAUUAAUGCCGGUGAACUGUUGGCGACGUGGACAGGCGAAAAGAUCAGUGCGCUGCAGCACCGGGUGAUCAUACCGAGCGAAGAAUCGAUCCGUACCCGCGGUCGUCACUCGUUGGCAUUUUUCGUUCAUCCCGACAACUGCAUCUCGAUCACCCCGAUUGAUCUGCCCGCGUCUAGCUCGUCGAACUCGCUCGAUACGGACGAGAAGAAGGCUAAAGGGCGCAAAAAGUCCUUCAAAACGGCCAAAAACAAGAUCUACAAUGCAUACCAGCACGUGCAGCGACGCUUCAAGGAAACGUACGCUUCGUAGGUCGCCACCGGAAGCCAUCAUACUUGGCCGGACGGACGCUCCGGCCACCUGUCCGCCUGCCAACCAACCAACUAACCAAGCGACCAACCGACCAUCCAGCCCACAUCAAUCGCGCCCCCUCCGCCGUGUGCUGUGUAUUUAUGAGACUUAGCCCCAAUUUAUUCCACCACCAAUUUCUAUAUUUGUUUCCUUUCUCCUGGUGUAUUUUUUUUUUAAUGAAACAAUAUAAACUAGUGCUAAAAACCGA
Anopheles aquasalis is the source of this 1896-nucleotide messenger RNA. RefSeq lists its product as uncharacterized. Lineage: Eukaryota; Metazoa; Arthropoda; Insecta; Diptera; Culicidae. The record is from RefSeq and is a predicted model, not a curated record.